AGAAGCGAUGAGGAAUUACCUGAAGGAGGGAGACCAGACGGUCCUCAUCCUGCACGCGAAAGUCGCACAGAAAUCCUACGGCAACGAGAAAAGGUUCUUCUGCCCCCCUCCGUGCGUGUACCUGAUGGGCAGCGGCUGGAAGAAAAAGAAGGACCAGAUGGAGCGAGACGGCUGCUCGGAGCAGGAGUCCCAGCCCUGCGCCUUCAUCGGGAUCGGCAACAGUGACCAGGAGAUGCAGCAGCUCAACUUGGAGGGAAAGAACUAUUGCACGGCCAAAACCUUGUACAUAUCAGACUCCGACAAGAGAAAGCACUUCAUGCUGUCCGUCAAGAUGUUCUACGGCAACAGCGCGGACAUCGGCGUCUUCCUCAGCAAGAGGAUCAAAGUGAUCUCCAAGCCCUCCAAGAAGAAGCAGUCGCUCAAGAACGCCGACUUGUGUAUCGCGUCUGGGACCAAGGUGGCGCUGUUCAACCGGUUGCGCUCCCAAACAGUCAGCACACGCUACCUUCACGUGGAGGGGGGAAACUUCCACGCCAGCUCUCAGCAAUGGGGCGCUUUCUACAUUCACCUGUUGGAUGACGAGGAGUCAGAAGGAGAGGAGUUCACUGUGAGGGACGGCUACAUCCACUACGGCCAGACUGUGAAGCUGGUGUGCUCAGUCACAGGCAUGGCCCUGCCCAGACUGAUCAUUCGCAAGGUGGACAAGCAGACCGCCCUGCUGGAUGCAGACGACCCCGUGUCCCAGCUCCACAAGUGUGCCUUCUACCUAAAAGACACGGAGCGCAUGUACCUGUGCCUCUCCCAAGAGAGGAUCAUCCAGUUUCAAGCCACUCCAUGCCCAAAGGAACCAAACAAGGAGAUGAUCAACGACGGGGCCUCCUGGACAAUCAUCAGCACGGACAAGGCUGAGUACACCUUCUACGAGGGCAUGGGCCCUGUCCACUCGCCUGUCACCCCCGUGCCAGUGGUGGAGAGCUUACAGCUCAACGGUGGAGGAGACGUAGCCAUGCUGGAGCUGACGGGACAGAACUUCACUCCAAAUCUGCGGGUCUGGUUCGGAGACGUGGAGGCAGAGACCAUGUACAGGUGUGCUGAGAGCAUGCUGUGUGUGGUGCCCGACAUCUCAGCCUUCCGCGAGGGUUGGCGCUGGGUGCGCCAGCCGGUCCAGGUGCCCGUCACGCUGGUGAGGAACGACGGCAUCAUCUACUCCACGACGUUGACCUUCACCUACACCCCGGAGCCCGGGCCGCGGCCGCACUGCAACGCGGCGGGCGCCAUCCUCCGGUCGGGGAACGCCAGCCUGCUAGCGGCGAGUAACAGCCAGGCGAACGAGGCCAACUCAGGAGGCUACGGAGGCCCCAACAGCGGCACCAACCCAGGGGUCACAUCCUCAUCUACGGCGGCCGCCGUGGUCUCCUAACACGCACACGCGUGUGACAUACGCCCCGGAGAGCAAAACAUACCACAUUGGGGGGGGGGGGGGGGGGAGGGGGGGGAGAAAAAGACUACAUUUGAAAACACAAACUGACUCGCUCUUUCACAAAAACAAAAAAAAAUGCUGCAUAUUAAUUUUGGAUACAAAAGAACCUGGAAUGGAAAAAAAAAAAAAAAAGUCAGAGAAAGAAGAGGAGUUUUCAAUGACAAACAACUUAAAACAAACAAAAGAAAAGUCAUUCAACCCACGAAAAAGAGAAAUUGUGCUCCUCAUCCCCCUCUUGUGGUUUAAAGGGACAUGCCUCUUUGGUGCUAGAGGUGGAGCCAAGGAAUAGGGAGUUCCUAUUGGCUCAGACCCUCAGCAUGUUUAAAGGCCGUGAGAAUGGUAACCACAACAACAAUACAUCCGCCAUGUGUAUAACUUUGUUUAAAGAAAAGUCUAUUUUUCUUGCGCGCCCAUCUCCCCAUUUUGCCCGUUUCUCCCCUAUUUUUCUUUUUCUUUGUCAUGUCAUGUUAGUUUGUGUUUGUUUCUGUACAGGGGCGCGAUGUGUUGUUGUCAGAGGGGUAAGGACGCCAAGGGACAGAGAUGAAAACCGGGAUUACCGUAACAUAGUUUUUAUGGACCAAGGAUCUUGUAUAAGCUUUAGUAAAGGUACAUUUUCUCCAUACCUUUUUUGUAUUAAACAUAUAGUACACUUUUGUUACCAAAUAGUUUCUAUUCUUCCUCUGAGCUUGGACUUUUUUUGCGGUCCAAACCCUGACCUGGCUUGUGUAUAAUAGCAACAUUACUUCCUUUUUCUCUGACAAAAAUGCCUGCUUUUUUAAAUUAUCUUUUGACGGAAACGCUUCAUUUUUGAUACUUUGCUUCUUUCUCUGAGAAAAAAAUAAGUCUGGGGAUUUUUUUAUUUUUUUUAUUUUUACAUAAUCAAAACGUUUUUUGGGGGGGGUUUCUGUUUAGGGAAUAACCUCAGAGGGUCUAAUUUUCUUUAUGAUUGGUUUUUAUGAAGUCUUUAAACAGAAAAAAAAGCUUUAAGCAAUGCCUCUGCCUUGCCUGCAAUACUCUAGGUACACUACCAUCCCCUCAUGGGGAAGUAGGGCCUUCCGUGUGUCUGUACAUCUCACGCAGAGCCAUAGCAAUGCCUACAGAAUUCGUAUGUUCAUUUCAAGAAAGAAAGGAGAAAAAAAACAUAUACAGGCAGUUAUAUAAAUUGUACAUUUUUACAUCAAUGUAAAACAAGCCUAGUCAUUGAAUUCAAGAUGAUAGCCUUAGUACUGUAUCUUAUUACUGUGCGCACAGUCAAAGAAAGUCCUGUCACAUAUCCAAAUGUUGAAAUCAUGUAGUGUGUUCGUUGCCACUCAAGUAUAAGAUGAGUUUUAAUAUCCGUCAGCCAGUAUACCAUCCUACCAGGCUUAGGUGUCUUCCAGUGAGUCGUUAAUAAAAGUGGCAUUUAACUUCCAUGGUUUUACAGAAGAAGAAAAACAAAAACAGUCAUACCACGCAACGAUGUGUUUGAGACACUUCCAAUUGAAUGUGGCCUUAUCACUAUCUUAAAUAUCAAAGAGCCUCUCACCUUUCCAACGGUCUUCUCACUUUGUGUACUGUCAGCUCGGAAACGCUAAGAAACUGAAUCCGUCUGUCACCUCUCUGCACAUGGCAGGGGGCUUGUGUCUCGGGGCCAUUACCCAGACAUCCACACGCCGUCAUUGUCCACGAAUAGAAAAUCAUGUCGUCAUGUUAUCAGCCUUCUGAAGGAUCUGUUGGCCUUUAAAAAAAAAAGAAGAAAAUAACUUAAGUUUGAAAAUACCGAAAAAAGAACACUUGCUAGCGGUUUUGUACCUUGCGGUAUCCAGCUUCCUCCAUUUUGGACCCAUGGUUGUUGAGUGCUAUAUGCUCUGCUGGGGGCUUUGGAGCCUGUCACAUGUCCUGUGGUAUUCACUUCCAGCAACACUUUGAUGUACAUUGUAAACUCAGUCUGAAAGUAGCUGCACUCAAGUCACCCAUGUAAAUGUACUCUGUGUAUGUAUGGUGAUCAUGUCUUCUGUAGAAUUAUAAGGCCUUCUAGAUGUGUGUGUGUGUGUGUGUGUGUGCGUCGAAGAUGUGUACUUUCCAGAAUGUACAGCAAUAUUGUACAGGUUGUGUUUUGUCUGUUCUUGGGUUCUGUCUGCCUGACCACUAGUUCACCAGCUUGCGUAAGUGUGCUAGCGAAUGAGUGCUAUGGUGUGAUUGUGUAUGAGAGAGAGUGUGUAUGUGUGUGUGUGUUUGUUGAUUUUGCUUCCUUGUAUUGGCGUUCUAAUGGAACAAUGAGUCAGACUCGCUCCAUUUCAAACAUCCAUUCGUGUCCAGAACAAUCAGUGCUCUUUUAAAGAUGGACUUGGGAUUCAUUUGCGCCGUCUUCCGAUCCAAAUACUGAAACGACUCACUCUUACUUCUCUGAUAAAUGUGGACAAACAAAUUGAUACGAGGCAAUACGUUGAUCAUAGUAUUACAGUAAACUGUACAAACUUCUGGGAAGAACUAUGACGCUGUAACUUGAAUGUCUGAAUGAUGAAGUAAUUUCACCCUCAGUCACACAAACCCUUACUUACUCACAUCCCUUUAAACGGGGAAAGAAAACAAGUGCUCAAUUUGUCCCCAAAAAAUAAUACUUUUAGGGAUGCUUUUUAAUAUAUAACCCUCAUGUAAUUUUUUUGUUUGUGUGCCCAUAUUGUCAACUAUUGAUGUAAUCUUUAUACAGUGUAAUAUUGUUAUUUUAAAUUAUUUGGUAUAAAAGUUUUCCCCUUUUUGUUUUAUUCUAUGUCAAAGAAAAUAAGUGCAUUAUUGCCCAACGCUGCCUCGCUUUGGCCUGGGAGUGUUUUGUCAAAAGGCUACUGUAUUGUUAUCAAGGAAUAGGUGCUCUCAACCUAAAUUGCAUAGCUUGUAGCAUCGUAUCAAGAAAAGCUGCAUCACCAUCUACAUGGCGAAAGUAGAAGAUCGAUUUUUUACACCAUGAAUAGAAAGCCUUUCGAAACCCUUUACUCUGUUCCCUCGUCAAUAAGGUUGUCACCAAAUCUCUGAGUUAACUCAGUGUUUUCUUUUCUAAAUUCUUGCUGAUGUCAGUUUUAGCUGGUAGGAAUGAGCUCGGAAGUUUUCAGUUUGGGUUCAGUGGCCUCCUUGGCCUGAGGUGUUACCCACCUCCUCCUGGUUCUUCUUUUAAAAUGUUGUUUACACGUUCAGUAGCCUCUCUCUCCUCCUCUCGCUCUGCUCAUCACCGACUCACGGGUUGUGCAAGUCUAGAACGAGUGGCUCUGCGGCGUCAAGUAAACAGUUGAAGGGUGAUGGGUAGUUGCUACCUUCAAGAGUUUCGGGCUGUUUACGUGUACUCGGUUUGGCGGGAGAGGAUUAUGGGUAAUUGAGGCUGCAAGUGAGGCACCAGCGUUCCUCAUCUUCAUGUUUCACUGAAUUAAAAGAGGGAUGGCGAGAGGAACAAUGUUACAAGGCCUUCUUUUAAACAAGCUGUAUUAACGUGGCCACCUAUCUUGGUUACCGUCUCACAUAUGCUUUUUGCAAAUACUGUACACUUAACAAACCAAUUUUCACUUAUUUGUCUGGUCAUAACGUCCUGUUUUGUUUUUCCGAAAGCAGCUUUUUUUGGGGGGUUGUUGUCGUAAUGAGCUCUGAACAAUGUAUGUAUCCUCUAAUAUGCCAAAUGUCUUUUAUAACGUAGAGUUUUCAUGCACUGCUAAACGAAAACGGACAGGGGAGGAGGCAGCUUUAAAUAAAUGAAGAGAUGUGUGAGGAGGCCUCUGUCGCGCUCAGCCUCGCUGUUGAAGACGACCGGCUGGCUGCUUUACAGAGCGCUAACCCUUAUCUCGCACACUUUUUUUUUUCUUUUCUUCUCUCUUUAUCUUCUCUCUGUAUGUUUUGGACUUCUUCUUUGGUGUCCUUUGCUCUCGCAAAAUGGAUUUUCUAUUCUCGUUUCCUCACCUCCUGGCUCUCACUCUCUCUUUCCUUCUCUCUCACUCGGUCUCUCCGUCAGUGUAUUGUUCUAGUCAUGAUGAACAGAGGUGUCAAUGUGGUAGUAUACUCAGUGCUCAGAUGGCUGCUGAUGGUAGAUACCUGUGCAGUUUGUAACAUUUAGCAAUAACGUGAAACAAGGGGAUUUUUUUUUUUUUUUUUUUUGAUAACAUGAUAGAUUGUUUGUUUUUUGUACAUAUUGCAGUUUCAGUUCAUGCUCAAUUCCUUAUGUCAUUAAAGAAAAAAAACAAUUUAAAAAAAACUUGCAAUAUUGGCAUAAAAAAAAAUCAAGAAUAAAAAAGUGA
Osmerus eperlanus (European smelt) is the source of this 5733-nucleotide messenger RNA. RefSeq names its product recombination signal binding protein for immunoglobulin kappa J region b (gene rbpjb). Gene Ontology annotation, molecular function: RNA polymerase II cis-regulatory region sequence-specific DNA binding; DNA-binding transcription activator activity, RNA polymerase II-specific. The record is from RefSeq and is a predicted model, not a curated record. Gene Ontology annotation, cellular component: MAML1-RBP-Jkappa- ICN1 complex; nucleus. Lineage: Eukaryota; Metazoa; Chordata; Actinopteri; Osmeriformes; Osmeridae. Gene Ontology annotation, biological process: regulation of transcription by RNA polymerase II; Notch signaling pathway.